GUCAGUCGUGACUCGUGUGGGAUGCUGUUCUAUUUAAAUCACCACUGAAACACCCAUCCCGUAGUCUCUCGAGAAACGCAGCGCGCGCCUGCAACGAACUUUACAUACACAAGAUGUCGAUGGUACCAAUGCUUUUCCGCGACUGGUGGGACGACUGGGAGAGGCCCUCGCGUCUCCUGGACCAGCACUUUGGCAUGGGCCUCAAGAGGGACGACCUGCUGUCAUCCCUCUCCACCCUGCCCCUGAGGAACUCCUACUUCCGACCCUGGAGGACGAGCCUGGCCAGACAGGAGUCAGCUUCCACUAUUAACCUGACGAAGGACAAGUUUGAAGUCAUUUUAGACGUCCAACAGUUCACCCCCGAAGAAAUCACUGUCAAAGCCAGCAACAACUGUGUAGUAGUUGAGGGCAAACACGAGGAGAAACCGGACGAACACGGCUUCAUCUCCCGCCAGUUCACUCGCAGAUACAUCCUGCCAACCGGUUAUGAUGUCGCCGAUUUAGUCAGCACUCUAUCCUCCGACGGAGUCCUCACGAUCGUAGCACCGAAACGCCAGCCCCAAGUUGCCGGUGAAAGGAUCAUUCCCAUCACCAAAACUGGCCCAGCGAAGACGCCAGAGCCCCUGAAAUCAGAGCAACCCAAGGAGCAGACGGUGCCUAUCGUCACUUCCCCUUAAAUUUUUUCCUUGUCUCACUAUCAACACUUUCCCAACCCCAAAAUAUCAUUUUUAACGACGCGAUGUUUCGAUCGAAACAUGAAUAGCAUUUAUUUUUAACAGUUGGAUGUGAAAAUUGUACUGCAAGUGGCCUUUUGCAAUGAAAAAUGUAGAGAUUCUUAAGCUAUUAGUGAUCAAAUUAUUGAGCUAUUGCUUCAUCUCACUUUCAAUUUUCUAUCCCUCACAAGCAGUACAAUUUUAUGUCUACCUCUACCCCGAUGUUGGCCAACACGGGGAACGAAUCGACAACGAAUUAUAAAAUGGAAUGAAUAACAUCACUAUUUUUGUAAUAAAAUUAAAUAAAAAAUAUUGUAAUAUAGACCA
Molecule: messenger RNA, 1040 nt
Organism: Aricia agestis (brown argus)
Lineage: Eukaryota; Metazoa; Arthropoda; Insecta; Lepidoptera; Lycaenidae
Gene: l(2)efl
Product: protein lethal(2)essential for life
Exons: 3
Coding region: 114-677 (187 amino acids)
Biological process (GO): protein refolding; response to heat
Molecular function (GO): protein folding chaperone; structural constituent of eye lens
Source: RefSeq, a predicted model, not a curated record